GGAAGUUCUGGGCUGAUUUUUUAGCGUCCCGUAAAUUGCCUGGCUAUCUACCGCUUGCACCAAUCGUAACCAAUGUACUGACGCCUCUGCCCUCGACAAUCCAUCAGAAUGAUACGGUAGCCGCUCCAUAUCUUGGUCGACCUUUUCGAGAUGCUUCUCUCUUCCCUUGCCCUAGUCUUCCUUCCCAUCGUCCUCGCCGCGAGAGGGAGGGCCUGCUUGCCUUCCGGAGAUGAGAGAGCCAUCAAUGAGGCUUUUCAGCAGGGCGGCUCAGCCACACAGGUGGUACUCUGUGCUGGGUCAACCCAUCUGCUCAAUGAUACAAUCAGGUUCACUUCGUCUCGGCAGACUCUGACCACCGAAGGGAAUCCGAAGGGUAGAGACAGAGCCAUGUUGGUGGUCAAGGGAGAAGACCAAGCUGUCGCCAUCAAGGCAGACUGUGCAGACUGCUCAUUCGCAACAAUACGGUCACUUAUCAUAGACGGUAACCGACCGGAGAUGCUUCGCGUUGUUAAAGGCGGAGCCUUAAUAGAGAUAGGCAAUGCGGAGACGCAGACAGUGAGGGAUUGCAGGCUGUACGAACCUAGAGGAUGGAGUUGUCUGCACGUGCGGGAAGGUGAUAGAUUGAAUUGCAGAAAAGCUCGGAUAGUAGCGAAUGAUAUCGGACCUUGCGGAGAGGAAUGGGACGAUGAAUAUGACGGCGAGGACGAGACAAAUCCUGUAAAUGGGAAUCCGAGGGCUGAUGGGAUCAGUCUGGCAUGCCAAGACUCGUAUGUCGAACGAAAUGUGGUGACGGACGCGACGGAUGGCGCUAUCGUGAUCUUUGGUUCGUCUGGUUCUGAGAUCCGAGACAAUCAAAUCUUCACUCGUACUCGUGUUCUGCUAGGAGGUAUCAACUUGGUCGACUAUGACCCGUACAAAGGCGAUUACUUCGGGGUCAAGGUCCAUCACAAUGCCAUUCACGCCCACGGAGGAUAUCUCAAAGCUGGCAUCGUCAUUGGCCCUUCAGCUUGGUCAGACGAUACCAAUAACGUGGUUCAUUCCGCUUGGGUCACGGAUAAUACAUUCCAUGGCGGACAUUUUGGAUAUGCCAUGGUCGUAGCUUCUGCCGAGAGGUUCACUGUUCUACGAAAUGAGUUGGGAGACGAUGUAGGAUUUGGAGGAGCCAUUGGAGUCAGGUGUCCAAAAUCUCCACCAAAUGCGCCGCCAAUGCCCUUCUUACUGGACAAGGCCAGUGCAGAAGGCAACUUUCAGGAUGAAUUUGUCAAUGGUAUGGUACAACACGUCAUCUGCCUCGACCCCCCGCCAAUCGAUGGAGUCCCUUACAAACCCUGGAGACUACGCGAUUCACCCCACGCCAAGAAACGAUCUGAUCUUGAUGAUGGACAGAAAGCAAUCACGGAGACGACCUUGGAAUCAUCUUUCGAUUCAAGGCUGGCAGAAGCUGUCGUGCUGUAUCAGCAACGAGUCAUGACCCGAUUGAAUGGGUUAAACGAUAAAUUAGAACGACACAAUCGACCUGCAGAUUCGGACGUGACUGCUGGCGAACCAGCCAUCAGUGAAAGGGGCAAGACUGGGAUUCGAGCGAUCGAUGGCUUAGAGCGCAAGAUGGGAGUGUAUGAGAGUCAAGAGAAGAGCUUGCAGAACGAACUGGACGCUUUGGGGAGAGAAAUCAAUGAUUUGAGUAAGAGAUUCCGGAAAGCAACGGCCGAUCACAAACCGAUCCUGAGCGAAUUAUUUAACUCCGUCAACCUCUUGCCAAUGAGCCAGCAUCUGAGACAACGUCAACCUGCCAAGCAGGCUUUCAUUUCAUGGGAUGCUUUCAGCAAGCUGGGCCCCGUCGGUAUUAUGCUGGGUUCUGGGACACUUUUGAUCUUUGUACUGUUCUUGGUGAGACGGCUGCGACGGAGAUCUACCAGAUCAUCAAAAGACAAAACUUUUUGAGCAAUCAAGAUUACCUUAUAGACAGACAUCUUGCAAUAAACAUUCUCUUUUCACUAGU
Molecule: messenger RNA, 1999 nt
Organism: Kockovaella imperatae
Lineage: Eukaryota; Fungi; Basidiomycota; Tremellomycetes; Tremellales; Cuniculitremaceae
Exons: 8
Coding region: 151-1941 (596 amino acids)
Source: RefSeq, a predicted model, not a curated record